Messenger RNA from Rhopalosiphum padi (bird cherry-oat aphid), 1262 nucleotides. RefSeq lists its product as uncharacterized. Gene Ontology annotation, molecular function: transcription coactivator activity. NCBI's taxonomy places the organism in Eukaryota, Metazoa, Arthropoda, Insecta, Hemiptera, Aphididae. The record is from RefSeq and is a predicted model, not a curated record. The coding region runs from base 253 to 672 and encodes 139 amino acids. Gene Ontology annotation, cellular component: nuclear pore; SAGA complex. Gene Ontology annotation, biological process: mRNA export from nucleus; positive regulation of DNA-templated transcription. The transcript is spliced from 3 exons.
UGAUUGUUUACUUUUGUUAGUAGUAGAUAUAGCUGUUCUCACUUUUCAUCUACUGAAAUACUGAAUAUUGAUCUACAUCCAUGGUUUCGGAAAACUGCUUAAUGUCCGUUAUAUAUGUUUCAGACGUUUCAGUAUUUCACUAAUCUUUAAUUCAGCUCAACGCUUGUAUUGUGUAUUCUUUAUUCUGAUCUAGAAGCAGAAAACACAAGUGCCAUUUUGAAUUUACCUUAACAUCUAUCUUAAUUCACAAAGAUGUGUAAUCGAUCUACAACUAUAGAUCAAAUUGUUAAAGAUCGAUUCAACAUACGACUAAUCGAAUCCAAAUGGGUUGAUAAAGUAGAAAAAUUAGUUUACACUGCUCUUCAAAAACGAAAUGAAGAUGGUCAAGAUUUAACUACUGUUAAGUUUGAAGAAUUAUACAAAGAAGUUGGUGCACGUGCUCGUGAUGCGUUACCAGUUGAAAUGGAAGUUGAGUUUCAUGAGAAAAUGGAAGACUUUCUAUCAUCAAAUAUUGAUGGUAGUGAUAACCCUUAUAAUAUGAACUCAUCAGAGUCUAGUUCUCCUUGUGCAACAAACGUUGAUAUUCCUUCUGAUGCUUCCUCUGAUAAUAUGUUGGCUGAUAUUUUUGAUAGUACUUUAGAUGUUAAUAAUGGAAAAUUAAAACCUAAAUAAUAUUUUGUGUAUCAUAUUUCUAAAAUGAUAUAAAAUGAUUAAAACUCAUUUCUGAAGCAUCUAAAAGUAAUAAUAUUUUAAUAUACUUGAUAUUUGAAUUGGCAUCUAUUUUCUUUUAUUCUAUAAAUAAGUUCAUUUUAUCAUUAUAUAUAUCUAAAAUAACUGAAUUUGAUUCCCUAGUAUUAAAUCAUUUCAUUUAACAAAAUAACUUUUACAUUGAUAAUCUAGAAGUUUUCUCACUCUGUGUUUCCUCAUUUCUUGUGAUAUGUAAAUAUUAUAUCAAUUAAGCUUAUUGUCCUAUCAUUGCAACAGAUUGUGUAAUAAAAAAUUAUGUUAAAAUUUUCAUGUGUGAUAUUUUAGAUUUUAAUUUACUGUAAGUAACUGAUUUUGAAUUGUAUAAAAUAAUUAUAAUUGUACUAACUACUAUCUAGUAUUCUAGUGUACCUACCUUCAUAUUUUGAACACAAUUUAUGUUUUAAAAAAACUAGUUUGUAUCCUUACAUGUGAAAUGAUUCUACUGUAAUAGUGUUUGAAUAUUAAAACUGAACAUGUAUAAUUUUGCCAAAAUAAUAGAAUCUCUUGAACUAUGA